This is a messenger RNA of Fraxinus pennsylvanica, 804 nucleotides long. The record is from the annotation of a GenBank genome assembly. NCBI's taxonomy places the organism in Eukaryota, Viridiplantae, Streptophyta, Magnoliopsida, Lamiales, Oleaceae.
AUGGACAGGGGAUGGAAACCUAAUGUUGAGGUGUCGCCAGCCUGUCCUCGUUGCGGUUCUUCAAACACCAAAUUUUGUUACUACAACAAUUACAGCUUGACACAACCUAGGUACUUGUGCAAAGGUUGUAGAAGGUACUGGACUAAAGGUGGGUCCCUCCGGAAUGUUCCAGUCGGCGGUGGUUGCCGGAAGAGAAGACGAGGUAAGUCCAUACGCACGUCGUCUACAGUUGGUGUCUCCACUAGGAGUUCAGGCAAUAACGGAGCAAUGCUCGAAUCAAAUAGCUCAUAUCCUGGACCUGGUGUCUCAACCAAUAUUGAUCUUGCAGCAGUUUAUGCUAAUUUCCUUAAUCAGAAGCAACAACCAGAGCCUCGGGUAGAAGUCCCCAAGUUGUUAUAUGAUGGUAUUCCAUCUUUCUAUUACAUGGCAGCUGGUUUAGAUCAAGAGAGUGGAUGUGGGAUUCUUUCUGAUAAGUCAUUAGAGAUUCAUGCAGGCAUUGAAAAUGCAAGAUAUUUUUGUGGGCUUGACGCAUUUAAUCAGAAGCAUCAGUAUACAACUGAUCAUCAGUUAAUUACAAGUAUGAACGGCUUGAUGAACAAUUCUCCUUUGCCACCAUUGCCUAGUGAAGAUGUAGCAACUUCUGAAGGGAUGGUGGGGUCCAGCUUUGACUUAAUGUUGCCAAAUCACAUAUUUCGGUCAACAGAACGUACGGCAGGGAUCGAACAAGAUUCGGAACAGUUGAAUGGACAUGGGAACCCAUUCAGCAUGCUGAAUCUUGAAGCCAUUUUCAGACCUAAGUCUUGA